Messenger RNA from Sinocyclocheilus rhinocerous, 522 nucleotides. RefSeq names its product beta-1,3-galactosyltransferase 1-like. Gene Ontology annotation, biological process: protein O-linked glycosylation. The transcript has a single exon. Lineage: Eukaryota; Metazoa; Chordata; Actinopteri; Cypriniformes; Cyprinidae. Gene Ontology annotation, cellular component: Golgi membrane. The annotation marks the transcript as partial. Gene Ontology annotation, molecular function: N-acetyl-beta-D-glucosaminide beta-(1,3)-galactosyltransferase activity. The record is from RefSeq and is a predicted model, not a curated record.
AUGCCUUCAAAAGUGUCAUGCCUCUACGUGUUGACAGUCGUUUGCUGGGCCAGCGCUCUGUGGUACCUAAGUAUAUCCCGUCCCACGUCGUCCUACGUGAGCCAACUGUCCGUCCCGGCGCGUAAAAUGGCGAAAGCGCUCAAGAGCAACGCCACCACAACCUUCAGCAACAUCCGCACGCGUCCACUGAACCCCCACGCCUUCGAUUUCAUCAUCAAUGAGCCCAAGAAAUGCGAAACCAACGUGCCCUUCCUCGUCAUCCUCAUCACGACCACGCACAAAGAGUUUGACGCCCGCCAAGCCAUCAGGGAAACGUGGGGCGACGAAAGCACCUUCAGCGACCUUCGCAUCAUUACGCUGUUUCUUCUCGGACGCAGUACAGACGCGGUGCUCAACCAGAUGGUGGAGCAAGAGAGCGAGAUCUUUCACGACAUCGUAGUCGAGGACUUCAUCGACUCGUACCACAAUCUUACUCUCAAAACGCUGAUGGGAAUGCGCUGGGUGGCCACUUUCUGCAACCAA